AUGCCGGCACCGGAUCUGGUUGAUCAUUCACCCCACCAUCCGGAGCCUGCCCCGCCUGUGGACAGUGCUUCAAACUUGAUUCUCAUUGACAACUACGAUUCUUUUACUUGGAAUGUCUAUCAAUACCUAGUUCUUGAGGGUGCGACUGUUACAGUUUACAGAAAUGAUAAGAUCACCCUAGAUGAGCUCAUUGCGCUCAAACCGACGCAGUUGGUCGUGAGCCCUGGUCCUGGUCAUCCCAAAACCGAUUCUGGUAUCAGUCGAGAAGCGAUUCGCCAUUUCAGUGGAAAAAUUCCCAUUCUCGGUGUUUGUAUGGGAGAGCAAUGCAUUUUUUCCGUUUUCGGAGGUGAAGUCGACGUGACUGGAGAGAUUUUGCAUGGAAAAACAUCGCCUCUGCGGCAUGAUGGGAAAGGAUUGUUUGCGGGGCUACCUCAGGAUCUCCCUGUGACUCGAUAUCACUCUCUGGCUGGUACACACCGUUCGCUCCCAGAGUGUCUUGAGAUCACGUCCUGGAUCUCAAGAGGUAACAACGCCAAGGGUGUGAUCAUGGGGGUUCGCCACAAAGAAUAUGUGAUUGAGGGCGUGCAGUUUCAUCCGGAGAGUAUUUUGACGGAGGAAGGAAGAGUCAUGAUUAAAAACUUCCUCAGAAUGCAAGGUGGAACUUGGGCAGAGAAUGAGCAUUUGCAGGGCUUGUCAUCGAACGCAAACAAGACUGAAAAGGUUUCCAAUGGCUUGACGAGUGCACAAGCUUCAGAGGCAACAAAUAAACCAUCAAUCCUCGAGAAGAUUUAUACGCACCGUAAGGCCGCGGUCGCGGCUCAGAAGCAGAUCCCAUCUCAAAGGCUCUGCGACUUAGAAGCCUCCUACCAGCUCAAUCUCUCUCCGCCGCAAAUAUCUUUCCCGGAGAGACUGAGGCAGUCACCUUAUCCGCUUUCUCUAAUGGCCGAGAUUAAGCGUGCUUCGCCUUCGAAGGGGAUUAUCUCUCUGGCUACCUGCGCUCCGGCGCAGGCCAGAACUUACGCCCUCGCAGGGGCCAGUGUCAUUUCGGUCUUGACUGAGCCUGAAUGGUUCAAGGGUAGCAUUGAUGAUCUACGGUUGGUUAGACAAAGCCUGGAAGGCAUGCCGAAUCGCCCGGCUGUGCUACGAAAAGAGUUCAUCUUUGAUGAAUAUCAAAUUUUGGAGGCGCGGCUAGCAGGUGCCGACACUGUGUUGCUCAUUGUCAAAAUGCUGGACGAAGAGACCUUAUCAAGGCUCUAUCACUAUUCUCAAUCCCUCGGCAUGGAGCCCUUGGUUGAGGUCAACACUGCGCAUGAAAUGGAUAUCGCAGUAAAGCUAGGCUCGAAAGUGAUCGGUGUGAAUAACCGAAAUCUUGCUAGCUUUGAAGUUGAUCUAGACACCACCAGCAGACUUAUGGACAAAGUACCCAAGGACACUAUCGUUUGCGCUUUAAGUGGUAUCUCCGGUUCUCAGGAUGUCGAAGCAUACAAGAAAAAUGGCGUUGGUGCAGUACUUGUUGGCGAGGCUCUCAUGAGAGCCACCGAUACCACAAGAUUUAUCGCGGAGCUGCUUGGAGGCACUGAGAAAUCACAAUCACCGAUCCAUACGAAGGAUCUACUGGUCAAGAUCUGCGGCACGCGAACUCCUGAAGCUGCUGAGGCGGCUGUCCAAGCGGGAGCCGAUCUUAUCGGUAUGAUCCUUGUCAAAGGACGAAAGCGCUCAGUAUCUAAUGAUGCUGCCAUCCGUAUUUCUCAAGUCGUUCACCAGACUCCAAGACCGAAUGCGAAGCCAACUUUGCAGCCGGAAGCCAAUGCCAGUGCAGCAACUGAAUUCUUUUCCCAUGCUAGCUCUACAUUUUUGUCUCAUCCCAGACGGGCUCUGCUUGUGGGUGUAUUCCAGAACCAACCGCUUUCAUACAUUUUGGAGCAACAAAAGAUUCUAGAUCUAGACAUCGUGCAAUUGCAUGGCUCUGAACCUGUAGAAUGGGCUGCUCUUAUCCCCGUUCCGGUAAUUCACAGCUUCAAGCCUGGCGAUCUGGGCAUUGGUCGGCGAGGCUUUCAUGCUCUCCCGCUCUUAGACUCUGGCUCUGGUGGGACAGGUCAAAUGCUGGACCUUGGCCAGGUUCAAAAUACCCUCAGUAAGGACUCCCAUCUCAAGGUCAUCCUAGCGGGUGGUCUAGAUGCACAGAAUGUCAAAUCGGCUUUGGCACAAAUUCGGUCGUCUGUUGUGGCUGUGGAUGUGAGCAGUGGCGUGGAAGACAACGGAACUCAGAGUAUUGAAAAGAUCAAGGCAUUUAUCACGGCCGCCAAGUCUGAUUCGUGA
Xylona heveae TC161 is the source of this 2319-nucleotide messenger RNA. Its product is annotated as anthranilate synthase component 2. Lineage: Eukaryota; Fungi; Ascomycota; Xylonomycetes; Xylonales; Xylonaceae. Bases 1 to 2319 code for a protein of 772 amino acids. Gene Ontology annotation, cellular component: cytosol. The transcript has 2 exons. Gene Ontology annotation, molecular function: phosphoribosylanthranilate isomerase activity; anthranilate synthase activity; indole-3-glycerol-phosphate synthase activity. Gene Ontology annotation, biological process: L-tryptophan biosynthetic process. The record is from RefSeq and is a predicted model, not a curated record.